AUGCUGCCGUUAAAAUAGCAAACGUGUGCCACGUAUAAUUUUGGAGCGAUGCGAAACAAAAUUGCGCGAUAAAUGUAACAAAAUGGCUGUUCGAGACCAGCGAGUCGAACGGCACGACGUCGUAGAUCUUUUAAAGAACGACGACUACGACGAAUGGUCGAGCGAUUCGAGCGACAAGGAAAUCGAACGCAUCGUGUAUCCGGCGGAUCUGAAGACUCUGCCCCAAGCAGAAUGGCACGAGGUCAAGAGGGUUACGGUGGAAUUGAAGGCCGCGUUGCCGAACUUGAACGCCGCGCAAGUCAGAAGACACCGUAUACCGUAUCACGAAGCGAUUCUGCUCGAGCUCGAGGAGAGAAACUUCGAGGACGCGGCUCGUUGGAUGAAAGAGCUGUUGAAGAUCGACGAAACGAUCACCGAGUCUUCGGUGGGUGCUCUGCUAUGGAAGAAACCGUCUCUCAAGGAUCGGAAGGACUUCUUGGAUCGGUUGCAGGAAGGACUGAUCUCGUACGAGAAAGCGACGAGGAGGAACGAUCGCGUGUCUCGAGCAACGGCCUUCUUGGACACCGCGUUGUUCUUCCAGAGGAAAACUUGGGAAUGGUGGUGGAUAGCCGAACAUCUCUACAAGGCAGCCCUCUCGGCCGCGGAGUUGGUCGAGAACGACGAUCGUCGGACGAUCACCCUGGUCCGAUAUCUGUACGGGCGAUUACUUUUCCACGAACUGCAGAACUCCGGAGAAGCUUUGGUCUAUCUGAACGAGGCACGCGAGGCAUCCGAAAAUAAAACGUGGAACGCUUCGAAAGUGCUCGGAGAGAAGCAGGGCGCGAUCUUUCGAGAGUGCAACGUUCUUCUGUACAAAGCUCUGCUGAUCCUUGCGCGAAAGGAACGAGCCGACAAUCCCGACGCGGCUUUGAGAGCCUGCCUCGAGGCCCUCGAAAGAGCGACAGACGCCGAAGCCGCGGAAUAUCUGAACGAGACGCUGCACGAACUCGGCAAGUGUUACAUGGCUGUGAACGAUGCGAAAAGCGCGUUGAAAACGUUUUCGAAGCUGCUGGCUUUGGCGAAGAGGGUUCCCGAUCCUGAAGGUGUUUGCAACGCGCACACGGAACUGGCGUUCGCCUACAAGCAAUUGGACGACGACGCUCGCACGGAAAAGCACUUGCGGAUGUUACGGGAGACCGCCGAAGAACUGAGUCUCUUCGAGAAGCUCGCCGACGCGCACUAUUACACCGGCGAGCACUACCUGAGCAAGGGCAAGCUGGACGUGUCCACCGUUCAUUUGGAGGAAGCUCUGAGAUUGUACAACGACCUCGACCUGUCCGGUGAAGCCGACCGAGCCAGAUGCGUCGCCGGAAUCUCGAAGGGACAAGAGAGGAUCGAGAAGUACUGGGAUCUGCUUCUGCGAUGCGGCGCGUACGAUCGAUCCGCGACCCUGGCGAUCUGUCGAUGGAAAAGCCUGAGGGAGCCGUUUUGGCACUGGGAGACACGCGGUAUUCUCCUGGCUCCGGACCUGGCCGAACUGGUCGACGAUUAA
This is a messenger RNA of Megalopta genalis, 1531 nucleotides long. RefSeq lists its product as uncharacterized. Gene Ontology annotation, cellular component: cilium. The record is from RefSeq and is a predicted model, not a curated record. Gene Ontology annotation, molecular function: protein binding. Lineage: Eukaryota; Metazoa; Arthropoda; Insecta; Hymenoptera; Halictidae. Gene Ontology annotation, biological process: cilium movement.